AUGCUGCGCAUUACAUGGCGGUAGAGAAUGACAAAUAAGAGAGUAGUUCAAUUGGCUGAGAUCAAUGACAUAAGCUGUGAAGUGGGACGAAAAAGGUGGAACUGGCUAGGUCACAUACUAAGGAGAGAGGGUGAGAACGACUGCUUUCCGCGUUAGGAUGGACUCCUGAAGGUCGGAGGGCAAGAGGAAGACCAAAAACUACUUGGAGAAGGACAGUCGAGAAUUUCCAAUGACCAAUGAAUGUAUGUAAAAAAGGACUAGAAUUCCAGUGUCCGGAAGGAGAAGAUGAGAAUUCUAGUGUUUUUAAAAAUAGGGCAGAAUUCCAAUGUUUUCUGUGGAAAACAGAUAACAAUUCCAAUGUUUUUAAGAAUAGGGCCAAAAUUACAAUGUUUGGAAGAAAAAGAUCAUAACUCUAAUGCUUAAAGAAACAGGCCAGAAUCCCAAUGUUUUGAGAAUAAGAUCAGAAAACCAAAGUCUAUAAAUCAAGGGCUAAAAUUGAGGUGCUUGGAAGGAUAAAAUGAGAAUUGCAAUGUUUAUAAAGAUAGGACCAGAAUUCCAAUGUUUGGAAGAAUACGGGCCAGAAUUUGAAUGUUUGUAGUGAAGGACAAGAUAAGAAUUCGAGUGUUUAUAACAAUAGGGCCAGGAUUUCAAUGUUUCGAAGGAUGAGGUCAAAAUUCCAGUAAGAGUGAAAAUUCCAGCGUUUGGAUAGAUAAGAACAUAACUCCAAUGCUUAUACAAAAAGGGCCAGAAUUACAUGUUUGAAAGGAUAAGAUAAGACUUCCAAUGCUUAAAGAAAUAGGGCGAGAAUCGAAGGGUUUUGACGGAUAAGAUAAAAAAAAUCAACGUGUAUAAAAGUAGGGCCAAAAUUCCAACGUUUAAAUCGAUAAGAUAGGAAUGCCAGUGUGUAUAAAAAUACGGCCAGAAUUGCAGUGUUUAGAACGAUAAGAUGAGAAUAAGAAUGUUUAUAAAAAUAGGGCCAGAAUUCUAACGCUUAAAAGGAUAGGGCCACAAUUUCAAUGUUUGCAGUGGAAGGACAAGAUAACAAUCCCAAUGUUUGGAUGAGUAAGAUCAUAAUUCCAAUGCUUAUAGAAAAAGGGCCAGAAUACCAGUCUAUAAACGUAUAAGAUAAGAAUUCCAAUACCUACCGAAAUAGCACUAGAAUUCCAAGGUUUUAAAAAAUAAGAUCAGAAAACUAAUGUGUAUAAAAAGAGGGCCAUAAUACCAGUGUUUAGAAGGAUCGCAUAAGAAAAAAAAAUGUAUAAGAAAAGGCCAGAAUUCCAGGGUUUGGAAGGAUAAAAUAAGUAUUUGAAUGUUUAUAAAAGUAAGGCAGAAUUCUUAUGUUUGCAGUGGAAGGAUAACAUAGGUAUUCCAGUGUCUUUAAGAAUAGGGCCAGAAUUCCAAAGGUUGGAAGAAUAAGAUCUUUGAAAGGAUAAGUUGAGAAUUCUAAUGUUUAUAAAAAUACGGCAAAGUUGCAAUGUUUGCAGUGGAAGGAUAAGAUAAGAAUUCCAAUAUUUUCAAAAAUAGGGCCAGAAUCCCAGUGUUUAGACAAUUAGGCCCAGAAUCCCAAUGCUUUGAAGGAUUAGAUCAGAAAACCAACGUGUAUAAAUAAUGGGCUAUAAUUCCAAUGUGUGGAAGGAUAAGGCUAGAAUUUCAAUGUUUGCAGUGGCAGGAUUAGAUAAGAAUUCUAAUGUUUGUAAGAAGACCGCGAGAAUUCUAAUGUUUGAAAGGAUUGGAUCAAAACUCCAAUGUCCAAAAAAACAGAAGGCGAGAAUUCCAAGGUGUGGAUGGAUUAGAUGAGAAUUCGAAUGUCUAUAAAAAUAGGGCCAGAGUUAGAAUGAUUUCAGUGGAAGGACUGGAUACGAAUUCCAGUUUUUAUAGAAAUAGGAGCAGAAGUCCAAUGUUUCGAAGGAAGACUGAAACAUUCCAUUCUGUAUAAAAAUAGGGCCAGAAUUCCAGUGUUUGGAAGAAUAAGAUCAUAAUUCAAAUGUUUGCAUUGAAAGGAUGAAAUAAGACUUCCAAUUAAGAAGAGGGCCAGAAUCCCAAAAUUAGGAAGGAUGCAGGAGGUCAAAGUUCCAAUAUGUAUAAAGAUAAAGCUGGAAUUCAAAUGUAAGGACGGAUAGGGCAAGAAUUCCAAUGUUUGCAGUGGAAAAACAAGAUAUGAAUUGCAGCGUUUGUAAGAAUAGGGCCCGAAUUCCAAUGUUUCGAAGGAUGAGGUAAAAAUUCCAAUGUGUAUAAUAAUAAAAUCAGAAAUUCAGUGUUGGAAUGAAUAAGAUCACAAUUCCAAUGCUUAUAGAAAAAGGGCCAGAAUUCCAUCAUCUGAAAGGAUGAGAUGAGAAUUUCAAUGUUUGGAAGAAUAAGAUAAGAAUUCCAAUGCUUAUAGAAAUAGGGCCAGAAUACCAGUCCUUGAAAUGAUAAGAUAAGAAUUCCAAUAUGUACCGAAAAAGGGGCAGAAUUCCAAGGUUUUGAAGGAUAAGAUCAGAAAACCAAUGUGUAUAAAAAUAGGGUCAAAAUUCGAACGUUUAGAUGGAUAACAUAAAAAUGCCAAAGGUAUAAAAAUAGGGCGAGAAUGACAGUGUUUUAAACGAUACGAUGAAAAUUCCAAUGUGUAUAAAAAUAGAGUCCAAAUUCCAAAGUUUAGAAGGAUAAGAUAAGAAUUUGAAUGUGUAUAAAGAUAUGGCCUGAACAGCAAUGUUUAGAAGGGUGACGUAGAAAUUCCAACGUCUAUAAAAAUAGGGCCAGUGGAAGGAUAAGAUAAAAAUUGCAAUGUUUAUAAAAAUAUGCCAGAAUCCCAAUGCUUCGAAGGAUAAUAUCGAACUUCCAAUGUGUAGAAUAUAGGGCCAGAGUUCAAAUGUUUAGAAGGACAAUAUAAGAAUUCCAGUGUUUUGAAGGAUUAGAUCAGAAAACCAAUGUGUAUAAAUAAUAAGCCAAAAUUCCAGUGUUUGGAAGGAUGAGGCCAGAUAUUCGUUGCUUCCAGUGGAAGGAUAAGAUAAGAAUUCCAAUGUUUGUAAGAAUAGGGCCAGAAUUCCAGUGAUUAACGAAAUAGGACCAGACUUCAAAUGUUUGGAAGGAUAAGGGGGAAUUCCAAUGUGUAAAAAAUAGGGCCAUAAUUCCAAAGUGUGUAUAGAUAAGAUGAGAAUUCCAAUGUUUAUGAAAAAGGGCCAGAAUUCCAACGUGUACACAGAUAGUGCCAGAAUUCCAAUGUUUAAAUGCAGAAGCUCUGAAUUCCCAUGUUUGAAAGGAUAAGAUUAUAUCUCAAAAGCUUAUCAAAAACACAGGGGGGAAUUUUAUUAUUUGGACGCAGAAGAUCAGAAUUCCAAUGUCGCAAGAAUAAGAUCAGAAUUCCAAUUCUUUUAGUUAUAGGGCUAAGAUACCAGUUUGUGAAAGGAUAACACAAGAAUUGCGACGCGUAUAAAGAUAGGGCCAGAAUUCCAAUGAUUGCAGUGCAAGAACAACACAAAAAUAAUAGCACCUAUUCCGUUUUCAGGUAUUUUUGACUGCAUAAAGCACUUCUGAAGUGUCCGUUGACAAGUUCAAUUGCGUAUAAGAAUAGGUCCAGACUUCCAGCAGGCAAGAGAAGAGGGAUAAGGUGGAAUUUCACAACAGUGAUGGAGGACCUUGAUUUCACAGAUACUGUCAUCUAAGUUCAAUGACUUGCAUAAAAAGACUGGGAAAUUGGCGGAGGAAGCAGUCAGAGUAGGUACAAAAACGUUUAAGACACUAAGGACUGUGUGUGCUAGUAACAGGGAGAAGAUUGUGGUGGAUGGCGAAGAAGUGGACGACGUUGAGGAGUUUCCAUCCCUGGGAGCUAUUGUGUUACAUGGCAGCAGAGAAUGACAAACAAGAGAGUGCUUGAGUUGGCUGAGGUCAAUGACAUAAGCUGUGAAGUGCGACGAAAAAGGUGGAACUGGCUAGGUCACAUACUAAGGAGAGAGGGUGAGAACGACUGUUCUACAGUGUUAAGAUGGACUCCUGAAGGACGGAGGGCAAGAGGAAGACCAAAAACUACUUGGAGAACGACAGUCGAGAAAGAGCGAAACAAAGCUGGGUGGAAGAGCUGGGAAGUACCAAAG
Molecule: messenger RNA, 4070 nt
Organism: Porites evermanni
Lineage: Eukaryota; Metazoa; Cnidaria; Anthozoa; Scleractinia; Poritidae
Source: the annotation of a GenBank genome assembly